GUAAUUAUAAUUGCCCAAUAUUGCAGCCAUGGAGUCCAUGCUUAAUAAGUUGAAGAGUACUGUUACAAAAGUAACAGCAGACGUCACUAGUGCUGUAAUGGGAAAUCCUGUCACUAGAGAAUUCGAUGUUGGUCGACACAUUGCCAGUGGUGGGAAUGGUCUAGCUUGGAAGAUUUUUAAUGGCACAAAAAAGUCAACAAAACAGGAAGUAGCUGUUUUUGUCUUUGAUAAAAAGCUGAUUGACAAAUAUCAAAAAUUUGAAAAGGAUCAAAUCAUCGAUUCUCUAAAACGUGGAGUCCAACAGUUAACUCGGCUACGGCACCCUCGACUUCUUACUGUCCAGCAUCCUUUAGAAGAAUCCAGGGAUUGCUUGGCAUUUUGUACAGAACCAGUUUUUGCCAGUUUAGCCAAUGUUCUAGGUAACUGGGAAAAUUUGCCUUCUACUGUUUCUCCAGACAUUAAGGAUUAUAAACUUUAUGAUGUAGAAACUAAAUAUGGUUUGCUUCAGGUUUCUGAAGGAUUGUCAUUUUUGCAUAGCAGUGUGAAAAUGGUUCAUGGAAAUAUUACACCUGAAAAUAUAAUUUUGAAUAAAAGUGGAGCCUGGAAAAUAAUGGGCUUUGAUUUUUGUGUAUCAUCGACCAAUCCUUCUGAACAAGAGCCCAAGUUUCCAUGUAAAGAAUGGGACCCAAAUUUACCAUCAUUGUGUCUUCCAAAUCCUGAAUAUUUGGCUCCUGAAUACAUACUUUCUGUGAGCUGUGAAACAGCCAGUGAUAUGUACUCUUUAGGAACUGUCAUUUAUGCUGUAUUUAACAAAGGGAAACCUGUAUUUGAAAUUAACAAGCAAGAUAUUUAUAAGAGUUUCAGUAGGCAGUUGGAUCAGUUGAGUCGUUUAGGAUCUAGUUCACUUACAAAUAUACCUGAGGAAGUCCGUGAACAUGUAAAACUACUGUUAAAUGUAACUCCAACUGUAAGACCAGAUGCAGAUCAAAUGACGAAGAUUCCUUUCUUUGAUGAUGUUGGUGCAGUAACACUGCAGUAUUUUGAUACCUUAUUCCAAAGAGAUAACCUUCAGAAAUCACAGUUUUUCAAAGGACUGCCAAAGGUUCUACCAAAAUUGCCCAAGCGUGUCAUUGUGCAGAGAAUUUUGCCUUGCUUGACUUCAGAAUUUGUAAACCCUGAUAUGGUACCUUUUGUUUUGCCCAAUGUUCUAAUGAUUGCUGAAGAAUGCACCAAAGAAGAAUAUGUCAAAUUAAUUCUACCUGACCUUGGCCCUGUCUUUAAACAGCAGGAGCCAAUACAGGCUAGCAACAUGAUUUUGUUAAUUUUCUUACAAAAAAUGGAUUUGCUACUAACCAAAACUCCUCCUGAUGAAAUAAAGAACAGUGUCCUACCAAUGGUUUACAGAGCACUAGAGGCUCCUUCCAUUCAGAUACAGGAACUCUGUCUAAACAUCAUUCCAACCUUUGCAAAUCUUAUAGACUACCCAUCCAUGAAAAAUGCUUUGAUACCAAGAAUUAAAAAUGCAUGUCUACAAACAUCUUCCCUUGCUGUUCGUGUAAAUUCAUUAGUAUGCUUAGGAAAGAUUUUGGAAUACUUGGAUAAGUGGUUUGUACUUGAUGAUAUCCUGCCCUUCUUACAACAAAUUCCAUCAAAGGAACCUGCAGUCCUCAUGGGGAUUUUAGGCAUUUACAAAUGUACUUUUACUCAUAAGAAGUUGGGAAUCACCAAAGAGCAGCUGGCUGGAAAAGUAUUGCCUCAUCUGAUUCCUCUGAGUAUUGAAAAUAAUCUUAAUCUCAACCAGUUCAAUUCGUUCAUUUCCGUCAUUAAAGAGAUGCUUAAUAGAUUGGAGUCUGAACAUAAGACUAAACUGGAGCAACUUCAUAUAAUGCAAGAACAGCAGAAAUCUUUGGAUAUAGGAAAUCAAAGGAAUAUUUCUGAAGAGGCAAAAGUUACAAAUGUUGGAUCUCAGAUUGACAAAGUUUUUAACAACAUUGGAGCAGACCUUCUGACUGGUGGUGAAUCAGAAAAUAAAGAGGAUGUGUUACAGAAUAAACAUAAAAGAGCAUCACUUACACUUGAAGAAAAACAAAAAUUAGCAAAAGAACAGGAGCAGGCACAGAAGUUGAAAAGUCAGCAGCCUCUUAAACCCCAAGUACAUACACCUAUUGCUCCAGUGAAACAGACUAAGGACUUGACAGACACAUUGAUGGAUAAUAUGUCAUCUUUGACCAGCCUGUCUGUUACUGCCACUAAAAGUUCUGCUUCAAGUACCUUCACUUCUGUUCCUUCCAUGGGCCUUGGCAUGAUGUUUUCUACACCAAUUGAUAAUACAAAGAGAAAUUUGACAAAUGGCCUAAAUGCUAACAUGGGCUUUCAGACCUCAGGAUUCAACAUGCCGGUUAAUACAAACCAGAACUUCUUCAGUAGUCCAAGCACACCUGGAGUGACCACGAUGACAAUGGGAACACCUUCCACUUUGCCAAACUUCAAUGCUGUGGGGGUUCCUCCUGCUGGUGCAAAGCAGACUCAACAAAGACCCCCAGAUAUGUCUGCUCUUAAUAAUCUCUUUGGCCCUCAGAAACCCAAAGUUAGCAUGAACCAGUUAUCACAACAGAAACCAAAUCAGUGGCUUAAUCAGUUUGCACCUCCUCAAGGGUCUCCAGGAAUGGGCAGUUCAGUAAUGGGAACACAAAUGAACGUGAUGGGACAAUCUGCCUUUGGUAUGCAAGCCAAUCCUUUCUUUAACCCACAGAACUUUGCACAGCCACCAACUACUAUGACCAGUAGCAGUUCAGCUAGCAAUGAUUUAAAAGAUCUAUUUGGGUGAGGUGUAUUGCUCCUAUUUUUAAAGGAUUCAAUUUAAUCAUGUGUGAACUGAUUUACAUCUUUAUAUAAUUGGCUUUGAGGCGCUAUUUCUAUGGGAAAAUGAAUGGUUCUAAGAUAGAAAACACCUGUUUCUAUGCCAGCAUAGUAGUUGUUUGGACUCCUCUGACAGAGUUUUUUAAAGCAUUGAGGAAUUUUUUCCCUCUUACCAUAUUCUCUCUGGGUUUUUAAAAGACCCAACCUGUACCAAUCUCAAAGAGAAGAUACCUGAGUACCUUGAAUAGCAAAAUUUUUUAAUCAAAUGUUUAUUUUGCUUGUAAAUCUUGUUGUUUAAAAAAAUUGAGUUGAUGGUAAUUGCAAGUUUUACCUAUUAAAUACUACAUGGUACAUAGUCUGCCUUCACAAGUCAUUAGUCUUCAUUUUAAUAUGUGAAAAAUCUUGAUGCUGUGUUGAAUUGUUUGCAUUUAGUAUGACUGAGUGAGAAAAUAAUAAGCAUAGAGAAAAAGAUCAUUACUUUUUCCAAUCUUAUUUACUUCUCAGAUGAACUAAUGUUUAGUACAAAAAAGACUGAGCAAAUACUGCAAAAUUUAACUUAACAUUGAUUUCAUUGGUUCAAACUAAAGGCAUUAUUAACCAUCUCAAAUGCAAAUUAAUCAUUGUAAAUUAUAUUUUAGCAUGGUCUGCCUCAAAUAGUAAUGUAUUUUUCUGUAUUUCAUUGGAUAUAUUUAGAAUCACUUUUUCCUAUGGUGUCCAUACAGGAGAGGUAUGUACUGAUUUGUACAUAUAUUUGACAAAGCUCCCUGAUGUGAUUUCCCUGAAUACUGCCUUUAUAUUUCACUUGAAUUCAAAAUUCUGAGGUUGCAGUAUAUAUGAAUUGCAUUUUCAAAAGGAGAUUUGUAAGAAUUAAACUAUAUUUAAUGAGUAAACAUUUGAGAUUUCUGCUGUAUUGUUUCAACUGUAAUAAACUUUACUUCUAUAAAAAUAAGCAGUUGUAUCUUCUGGCUACCAAGAGAUUGAUUUUGAGUUUACCAUGAUAAAGUGUGACCUCAUCAAUUA
Myotis brandtii (Brandt's bat) is the source of this 3879-nucleotide messenger RNA. RefSeq names its product SCY1-like, kinase-like 2 (gene SCYL2). Gene Ontology annotation, molecular function: ATP binding; protein kinase activity. Gene Ontology annotation, biological process: protein phosphorylation. The transcript has 18 exons. Lineage: Eukaryota; Metazoa; Chordata; Mammalia; Chiroptera; Vespertilionidae. The record is from RefSeq and is a predicted model, not a curated record. Bases 29 to 2827 code for a protein of 932 amino acids.